UCUCGCACAAUCUGUAUUUUGGAUACUAAAGUAUCUUGCACAAUCUGUAUUUUAAAUACUCUAGUAUCUCGCACAAUCUGUAUUUCAAAUGCUAUGGUAUCUCACACAAUCUGUAUUUUGAAUACUAUAGAAUCCCGCACAAUCUGUAUUUUGGAUACUAAAGUAUCUUGCACAAUCUGUAUUUUAAAUACUAUGGUAUCUGACACAAUCUGUAUUUUGGAUACUAAAGUAUCUCGCACAAUCUGUAUUUUAAAUACUAUGGUAUCUCACACAAUCUGUAUUUUGGAUACUAAAGUAUCUCGCACAAUCUGUAUUUUGAAUACUAUAGAAUCUCGCACAAUCUGUAUUUUGGAUAAUAAAGUAUCUCGCACAAUCUGUAUUUUAAAUACUAUGGUAUCUCACACAAUCUGUAUUUUGGAUACUAAAGUAUCUCGCACAAUCUGUAUUUCAAAUGCUAUGGUAUCUCACACAAUCUGUAUUUUGAAUACUAUAGAAUCUCGCACAAUCUGUAUUUGGAAUACUCUAGUAUUUCACACAAUCUGUAUUUGGAAUACUAAAGUUUCUCGCACAAUCUGUAUUUGGAAUACUCUAGUACUUCACACAGUCUGUAUUUUGAAUACUCUAUAA
Messenger RNA from Lottia gigantea (owl limpet), 627 nucleotides. RefSeq lists its product as hypothetical. The annotation marks the transcript as partial. The transcript has a single exon. The record is from RefSeq and is a predicted model, not a curated record. NCBI's taxonomy places the organism in Eukaryota, Metazoa, Mollusca, Gastropoda, Lottiidae.